AUGGGUAGACAGACCAAAGAGCGGAAUGCUACUGUCGCUGUUGCUACUAAGGCCGCUGUAGUCGCCGCCAAUGGAAACAAUGGUAACGACGAGAAUGGUGGGCAUCCCGCUCAAGGCCAAGUAAAUGCAAAUAGGCCGAUGUCUAAGCUGGUUGAGCAGUUUUUGAAGCUGAAGCCUCCGAGGUUCGAUGGUAGAGGUAAUACUGAGGCUGCACCUCGAUGGGUGGAAGAGUUAGAAAAAGCUUUCGAAGUGCUGGGAUGCACUGAAGAGGAAAAAGUAACCCUAGCAGUAUACCGGCUUCAGGAAAAUGCAAGCGACUGGUGGAGAGCCACAAGAGGCCAAGUGUUCCCUGCUGGUACUACUCCGACUUGGAUAAUUUUCACUGAGUCUUUUAAUGGCAAGUAUUUCUCGAAAAGUGCCCGAGAGUAA
This is a messenger RNA of Syzygium oleosum, 429 nucleotides long. RefSeq lists its product as uncharacterized. The transcript has a single exon. Bases 1 to 429 code for a protein of 142 amino acids. The record is from RefSeq and is a predicted model, not a curated record. Lineage: Eukaryota; Viridiplantae; Streptophyta; Magnoliopsida; Myrtales; Myrtaceae.